This is a messenger RNA of Pelobates fuscus (common spadefoot toad), 543 nucleotides long. It is a transcript of the gene RPS20, whose product is annotated as ribosomal protein S20. Lineage: Eukaryota; Metazoa; Chordata; Amphibia; Anura; Pelobatidae. The record is from RefSeq and is a predicted model, not a curated record. The transcript has 4 exons. Gene Ontology annotation, cellular component: cytosolic small ribosomal subunit; ribosome. The coding region runs from base 138 to 497 and encodes 119 amino acids. Gene Ontology annotation, molecular function: structural constituent of ribosome; RNA binding. Gene Ontology annotation, biological process: translation.
CUGCCUUUCCCUCUUUCUCUUCGAGUCUUUCCAGCGCGGGAGUGAGACGCUACGUGGCUCUGCCUGACUCACCGCUGUUCGCUCGGCACCUGCUCUGCUCCGUCGGACGAAUAAGUCGGUCAGGGAGUUGAUCAGCCAUGGCAUUUAAAGAUGCAGGAAAAGCCCCUGUUGAACAGGAAGUAGCUAUACAUCGUAUCAGAAUCACACUCACAAGUCGCAAUGUGAAAUCAUUAGAAAAAGUGUGUGCUGACUUGAUCCGUGGAGCCAAGGAGAAGAACCUGAAAGUAAAAGGACCCGUGCGCAUGCCCACUAAGACUCUGCGCAUCACUACAAGAAAAACACCCUGUGGUGAAGGAUCCAAGACAUGGGAUCGGUUCCAGAUGCGCAUCCACAAGCGUCUAAUUGACCUGCAUAGUCCUUCUGAGAUUGUGAAGCAGAUCACUUCCAUCAGCAUUGAACCUGGUGUAGAAGUUGAAGUGACUAUUGCUGAUGCUUAAAUACAACUCUUCCUGUUAAAUAAAAUUUACAAGAACUACAAAUUGA